GGUGCGAGAGACAUGGCUCUGUAUGACAUCCCAACUGUACCUGGUGAAAAGAAAGACACUUCGGGGGCUCUGCCCAUCUCCUAUAGCCCACGCUAUGUUGAAGCUGCUUGGUAUGAUUGGUGGGUGAAAGAAGGAUUUUUCAAACCAGAAUACCAGCAUCAUUUGCUGAAUCAGAAGCCAGAAACAUUUUCUCUCUCUAUUCCUCCACCUAACGUCACAGGGUCUCUGCACCUGGGUCAUGCUUUGACUGUGGCUAUUGAAGAUGCUUUGGAAAAGGAUGCAAGGCUAUAAAGUUCUGUGGGUUCCAGGUUCAGAUCACGCUGGAAUUGCCAC
Molecule: messenger RNA, 333 nt
Organism: Anolis sagrei ordinatus
Lineage: Eukaryota; Metazoa; Chordata; Lepidosauria; Squamata; Anolidae
Source: RefSeq, a predicted model, not a curated record